This is a messenger RNA of Corticium candelabrum, 1503 nucleotides long. RefSeq lists its product as uncharacterized. The transcript is spliced from 14 exons. The record is from RefSeq and is a predicted model, not a curated record. Lineage: Eukaryota; Metazoa; Porifera; Homoscleromorpha; Homosclerophorida; Plakinidae. Bases 19 to 1467 code for a protein of 482 amino acids.
AGAUCACUGAAGGUUGGCAUGACAAUAUCUAUUGAUUAUUGGUUGUCUACAUGGAGACUAACAGAGGACAGUGAUGAGUACAACCAAGCUAUGUCCUCCUGCCACACACGAGCCGCCGAUCGUAUUGUAUCCGCUGCCUUACACAACGGUGGUUUGUACAUCAAACUAGGUCAAGGCCUCUCAUCAUUCAACCACAUCCUACCUGACAUAUACAUCAAGAAACUUCAAGUAUUACAAGACAAAGCAUUGGAGAGGAGAUAUCAAGAGGUUGAAGAGAUUUUCCAAUUAGAGUUCGGUCGUUCUCCCGAAGAAAUGUUUCACGAGUUCAAUCGGCAGCCCAUCGCAGCAGCAUCUCUCGCUCAAGUCCAUCGAGCCAUCACUCACGAUGGACAUCAUGUAGCAGUCAAGGUUCAAUACAUUGAUUUACGAGAUCGUUUUUCUGGUGACAUUUUUGUCCUUCAUAUUCUCAUGAAGUUGGUAUCCUUCAUGCAUCCCAAGUUUACGCUUGCUUGGGUGUUGGAUGAGUUGCGGGAUACUUUGGCUCAGGAGUUGGACUUUGAAAACGAGGCGAGAAAUGCGGAACGUUGUAGACGAGAGUUGGGUCAUUUAGGAUAUGUUGCUGUGCCAAACGUUCAUUGGGACAAGACGACGAAGCUUGUGUUGACAGCUGACUACAUAGAAGGAUGCAAAGUCAAUGACAUGGCCAGUCUGAAACAACACGGUUUUAGUAUAUCAGAGGUGUGUAGGAAAUACAUUGAAUGUAUGGCCGAGCAAGUGUUUGUAACCGGCUUUGUACAUGCAGAUCCACAUCCUGGAAAUGUUCUCAUCAGAGUCAAACAUGGAACAAAACAUGAUGUUGAAGUCGUACUGCUUGACCAUGGACUAUACAUGCAUGUCAAUUCAAGUGAUAGGAAGGAGUUAUGUCAACUGUGGAAAAGUAUUAUUUUGAAAGACGAGGAGGGAAUGAAACAGCACAGUUUGAAUUUAGGAGUAGAAGAAUAUUUUUUCUUUGCUCAGAUGUUGAUUCAAAGACCGAUUAUUCGAAAUAGUGGUAGAAUGAGAUUUCUUACAAAGACGACGUUGACUAAAGAGGAUGUUGAUGAAAUCAGACGUGUCAUACAGAAACACAUGGACAUUGUUGUUCAAAUACUCAGGAAGUUACCGUCAUCGAUGUUGCUGGUAUUCAGAAACAUGAAUCAAGUACGAGCUGUUAACAAAGAACUGGGUACACCUGUAGAUCGAUACGUAGUAAUGGCUAGACGUGCAAUUGGUGGGAUACUAGAUGACAAAGAAGGAAACAACAAUGGACAGCUACAUCAUCUCCGAAUAGCAUUCGAACGAUUCAAGUUCGACUGCAGACUCAGAUACUCAUCGUUUAAACUCUGGUUGACUGUGAGCUAUCUGCGUUUGCUGGCAUUUCUCGGCAGAGCACCGGCUGAUAUCAACCACUAUUUUGACCAAUCAUAAGACAUAAAAAAUUCUAAUCCUAAAUUUAGCAACAAC